Messenger RNA from Papilio machaon (common yellow swallowtail), 2067 nucleotides. RefSeq names its product testis-expressed protein 10. Gene Ontology annotation, cellular component: MLL1 complex; nucleus. The transcript is spliced from 2 exons. The record is from RefSeq and is a predicted model, not a curated record. The coding region runs from base 142 to 2067 and encodes 641 amino acids. NCBI's taxonomy places the organism in Eukaryota, Metazoa, Arthropoda, Insecta, Lepidoptera, Papilionidae.
UCAAAUUAUUUAUUCCUUCCUAUCCAUGUUUUUUUUCAUUGGUUUGAGUUUGAGGUUAAACCUUGGUUGUAUAUUAAUUUGUGUAAAGCAGGUCGGUUUCUUCAUAAAGAAAUAAACAGCCUAAUAAAGGAAUAAAGCAAGAUGCAUAAGACGGGUGCAACAAGGUAUCAAAAGUUUCUCAAGUCAGAAAAAGCCAAGACCAAAUUAAAAGGAAAAAAAGAUUUACCAAAGGGCACCAAUGUUACUAAAACAAACUUUAAAGUAAAAAAAAUUAUAAUCCAGGAACAACUUAAGAAACAUGGUCAAACAGAAGCCUUGUCCUCAAAGAAGCUAAAUGCUAAAGAAUUGUUAUCACGACUAAGUCACUUUAACACAAAUGCCCGUAUGGAAGCCUUAAGUGGAUUAAAAGAACUGAUAACUCUGCACAGUGACUUUUUGGAAGUAAACUUAGGUCAAUUUAUUCAUGGUGUGACACCUUUGAUUUUAAACAUUGAAAAAAAUGUACGACGCGAGUCAAUAAAGGUAGUUCACUUGGUGUUAACACAUGUAAGCACAGACAAAAUAGACCCUUUCUUUGAUGUUUUAUCAACAUACCUCAGAAGUGCGAUGACACAUAUUGAUAGCAGAAUUCAAGAAGACUCUCUUUUAUUCCUUGAUGUAUUAUUAUUGUGUACCCCGCAACUAAUAGCCCAUGAUUUUCAUAAGAUUAUACCAAAUUUCUUAGAUAUGAUAUCAAAGUUGAAGGAUGCAAAUCAAGGGAGGACAUUGACUGUUAAUUUAAACAGCCAAAUCACUACUGUAAAGUGGCGUGUGAAAGUAUUUCAACGUCUGCAACAAUUCUUGCAUAAAUUUGCUGAGUGCAAUGAUGUUUACAAGUCAGAACAGUUAUCUGACAAGACUCGGGUAUUUGACAUAACAAAUAAAAAUAAUUUUCCAUUAUUCAAUCCAAUUUAUACAUCCAUAUGCACAGUGUCAUGCUUUUCAUCUAAAAACUCUCAAAACACCCUUAUAUCAGAUGAAGUGGGAAAGUUUCAAUCCUAUGUAGAAACUUUAAUGCCCUUAAUGUUUGAAAUUUGGCUUGAAGCACGCCCUAAUGUAAAGGGAGAUAAAAAUAUUGAAACUGUCAUAAAUGAAGAUGCUGCAAUAUUAUUGAAACACAUUCUUGAUGUCAUUUCUAUGAUAUGGAAACUUGUGGAAUACUUCAAUAAAAAAUAUCCUAAUUCCUUGUUACAAAAUAACUUUAUACAAAAAUAUAAGUCUCUGUUUAGCCAGCAUUUUGUUGCUGCCUUUCCUUACGUAACUAAUGUAAGGUCACGGUUACCAAAAACAGAUUUACCAUUUGAAAGCACAAUUAUAGACCCUAAGCUAAUAACUGAAAAUUUGGAAAUUUGUUAUUUGUAUAUUACUAUCAAUCCAAACCUAAAUAUAAAAAACAACCAAAAAGAUGUAAUUGCUGUCUUCAAUUAUAUUGAAAACAAUUUUUCCAGUAACUCUCAAGACACCAUGUUAGAGGUUGCAAUUAGAAUUAUGCACAAAAUAAUUUCAGAAGAGAUAAGCAUUAAUUGGACAAAAUCAUUAAAUAUAGUAGAAUCAUUAUUUAAAAAAAUAAUCUGGACUUACUGCAGCGAUAGUUCUUCUACAUAUCUGAAGCAGCAAAUGUUUGCAUUGCUAUGUAAGACUUAUUUAAAUAAUAAUUUAGUUAAUUUUCAUUCUUGUUCAGCUUUUGUAUAUUGGCUCCAAAUUUUACCAGAUGUAUUGUUAGAUAGCACAAUCAGUUCAGAUACAAUUGAUAUUCUUCAUAGGCUUGCUGUGAGUAACAAUAAAAGUUUUAACAGUGUAGUUAAACCUAAACUAACAGAUAUUAUAAAAAACUUACCUAAAAUAACAGUAAGUGAUACAACACAAAAAAGUGCUUACUAUAAACUGUUUUCUAUAUUGUACUGGAUAAAUUCUUGGGAUAUAAAGUCUUUUGAAUUGUUAGAAAACCAGAUUAUGAACAAUGAAUACAAUAGUGAUUAUGGAAAAUAUAUUCUAGACACUUUAAAAUGUAGAGGUGGCACAUCAUAG